This is a messenger RNA of Oncorhynchus gorbuscha (pink salmon), 3178 nucleotides long. RefSeq names its product IMP U3 small nucleolar ribonucleoprotein 4 (gene imp4). Gene Ontology annotation, molecular function: snoRNA binding; rRNA primary transcript binding. Gene Ontology annotation, biological process: rRNA processing. Gene Ontology annotation, cellular component: Mpp10 complex; nucleolus; small-subunit processome. Lineage: Eukaryota; Metazoa; Chordata; Actinopteri; Salmoniformes; Salmonidae. The record is from RefSeq and is a predicted model, not a curated record.
GUAUCCAAUGAAAAAUAAUGUUGCUGACUUCCUCGCAGUUGUCGGUGUGUGUGGUUGUGAGGGCGUGCAAUCCAAGCAACAAAAUGCUUCGUCGAGAAACGAGACUGAGACGGGGGUACCUGUAUGGGAAGUCCCAAGAGGACAGGGUGCGGACGAUUGAGGAGAAGAAACAGAAGCUGAAAUCUGCUCUUGAUGACAAUCGUCUCAUCCCUACUGAGGUUCGCAGAGAAGCUGUGCAGUUAUAGAAAUUGCUGGAGUAUGAUGAUGAGGGAGCAGAAGGUGUCAGCUCUCACAUGGAUGAUGAGUAUAAAUGGGCUGGAGUGGAGGAUCCGAAGGUCAUGGUCACAACAUCAAGAGACCCCAGCUCUCGACUCAAGAUGUUUGUCAAGGAGGUGAAGCUGAUCUUCCCUGGGGCUCAGCGUAUGAACAGGGGAGGUCAUGAAAUGAAAGCUCUAGUACAAGCCUGUAAAGCCAACAAUGUUACAGACCUGGUCAUCGUUCAUAAGACUAGAGGACAGCCAAAUGGGCUUGUGGUGUGCCACCUACCUUUUGGACCAACUGCGUACUUCACUCUUUACAAUGUGGUUAUGAGACACGAUGUGCCGGACAUUGGAACCAUGUCUGAAGCCUACCCCAACCUCAUCUUUCACAACUUCUCCUCACGACUUGGCCAGAGGGUUUCCAAUAUCCUCAAGUAUUUGUUCCCAGUGCCUAAAGAGGACAAGACAUUUGCCAACCAGGAGGAUUUUAUAUCUUUCAGACAUCACACUUACAAGAAAACGGACCACAGGAACGUUGAGUUGUUAGAAGUUGGGCCCAGAUUUGAAAUCAAAUUGUACAUGAUCAAGCUUGGUACCCUAGAAAAUGAGGCUACAGCGGACGUUGAAUGGCGCCACCACUCAUAUACACACACUGCCAAAAAGAGGAAGUUUCUCAGCAUGGAGUAACAUUAGCCACGUCUCAGUGUGCCCCUCUCAAUUGACAGGCCAUGGCCAAAGCAGCCUAACCACAUAGUCUAAUGUUGUGUUUUCAGUUUUACACACCAUACCUCAGAUUUGUAUUUCAUGGAAAUAUGGCAUCAGACAUUGAAUAAUUUCAUUGAAACAGACUCUACCAGAGAAGUUAUGUAUACUACGAUUUUCCUAACUCCAAAUUUGACUAUUUUCCAUGAAAUUAACAGAACUAAAGAAAACAAUAGUCUUCAUAACAAGGCUAUUGUUGGCUUUGCUAUAUGUCUGAUGUUUUAGUUAUUUACCUAUUUUCCAGGGGGCUACAAAAACACUCAAUACUUUUUUUUUAAAUGGCUAAAAUGUAAAAUUUUCCUUUAUCAACCUCACAAUAUUAUAGACGUAGAAUUUUGUACUACAUUUGCACUGUAUCUGAGGUGAACAAUAUGACAAAAUAAAAACAGUUCCUGGUUUUAACCUCGUUUUUUUCUUGCUCUUAUGAUACAUACCACAUUACUUGUUUGAAUCAUACAAUUUCAAUCAUACAUACAAUCUGAACAUUUGCCUUAUCACAGGAUGCGUUGGUGGUCGGUGCCGUUUGAGGAUGUUUAUUUUUUAUGAGCAUGGCCUUAUUUCUAUUACAGCAUGUAGGAUGACUGUCAUUCAUAUUCCAUUCACCCACUUCAAUAUAACAGGUUUAGGCUACUACAUGAUACUAGAUUUUUCCCUAUGCGGUUCCUUCAACCUAGCUUAUGAAUGAAAGUUUGCAACGUAGGUACACACCGAUCUAAUCAUUAGUCCAACAGUUGCAAAUGAGUUUUUAUUGGACAAAUUCAGAUAUGAUUAUCCCUGUUCCAUUUGCUUCUGUUAAAGAAACAUUUUUCAACAGAAUUGGUGGAAUGAAUACACCCCUGAUCAAACACAAACCGUUAACUCUCAUAGCCACAUAAACACCUCAUUGUAUACCUUCUUGCAUCUACGCACUCUCCUCUUACCUUUUCCCUUCACUUGUGGACUAAAGUGCACAACACAUCAGCUGUCCAUGACCAGGCGAUAAAAACCUUCCAAGCCAAACCUUCAUAUCAUAAACGCUACACACAGCCUACAUCGUUGUCACCAUAUUAGCUAAAGUAGUGUCAAGGUUAACAUAGUUAAUAGAUAUAGCGUUUUAGUAAACCCGCUACAAUCAUGCAGCACAGUGUACAGAUAGUAAGCAGUUUAGCAGGAACACCGGUGGCAAUACAUUAGUAAAACCAAAAGCUUACAUUGGAAGAGUUCCAAUGUUGGAUAGUCAUAGCCAGCUAGCUAACAUAGCGUCCCGCUGUUUGAGCCAGGUGUUUGAGUAGGCUAAAUUAUCCAGCUAAGUAAGUGAAAAACAUUUUGAAAUAUAGCUCUCUCUCUUGCUCCUUCAUUUUUUAAGUUAUUCAUUUGUUCAAAACUGUUCAACUAUUGUCGUUGUCUUUGAGUCAGCUACUCAACACAUGUUAUGCACUGCAGUGCUAGCUAGCUGUAGCUUAUACUUAUGCUAGAUUCAUUUUAAUCCUUUGAUUGGGUGGACAACAUGUCAGUUCAUGUUGCAAGAGCUCUAAUAGGUUGGAAGAUAUCCCCUGGAAGUUGUCAUAAUUACUGUGCAAGUCUAUGGAAGCACCCAAUACACUUGCAAUCAGUCGAUAUAAUCGACAACUAUCAUCAGAAAUCAAACAAUAUGAAUCAGACAGUGAGGCGCCGCCUGACCCACUAGUUGGUCAGAAGGUUCAAUGUUCCAUAUCGUGGUGUAGAUGUACUGUAGAUCGAAUUGCACUCAAUAAAUGUUCUUCCCUUCUAUGGGUCAUAAUAGCCGGUUAUCCCGGGGUAAAAACACUUUAAGAAUCCAUUACGUACCUUUGACGAAGGAAAAGGACAUCAGAAGAUCUUCUAGUUUCAUUUACAGCACAAUAAAAAUGAUCUUUACCGCCUACUCGGAAAUUACGACAUGGAACGUUGAUUUUAACCUUCUGACCAACUAGUGGAUCAGGUGGCGACCCACUGUCUGAUUCAUAUCACGUGAUUUCUACCAAUAUAGUUGUGUCCACCCUCCUACCAAGAAAAGACUUCCCAGGAAAGUUGAUUGACAAAAUCAACUCCCUUUCUGCAUCCUUUGACUCUCUAUGUCCCCUAUCUUCCAGGCCGGCUCGGUCCUCCCCUCCCGCUCCGUGGCUUGACGACUCAUUGCGAGCUCACAGAACAGGGCU